AUGAUUCAACCCAACCAAGUCUAUCUGAAAGAGCUAUCAACGAGCUGCGAGCCACAAUUGAUUCAUUCUAGCAUUCAGGAGCAUAUUGCGCGGGCUGAAUUCUCAGUCCACGAUGUCCGCGCCUAA
Messenger RNA from Ramularia collo-cygni, 126 nucleotides. RefSeq lists its product as uncharacterized. Lineage: Eukaryota; Fungi; Ascomycota; Dothideomycetes; Mycosphaerellales; Mycosphaerellaceae. The record is from RefSeq and is a predicted model, not a curated record. The transcript is spliced from 2 exons. The coding region runs from base 1 to 126 and encodes 41 amino acids.